CAUUUAAAUUUGAAUUUGUAUCAGACAUCUUAACUAAAUUACUUGAAAAUUAACAUUUUUUAAUAACAAAAUUAUGGAAUAUUUUGACGUUUCAUAGUUUUGACAACAACUGUUGCCAAUAGUAUCAAUCUUUAUAUAAUAACACCAAUGUUGCCAACAUAACAUACAUUACUAACCAUAGAAAAAUAAAACACAUUUUGUAUUUAUUUGUGUUUAUUCUUUACAUGUUGAUUCAGCUAACUUCGCCCUGAAGCCGUGAAGUGUCAAAGUGUGUUUUUGAUGGAAAAUACUGAUUUUUAGAGGUGAAAAUGAGUAUUGAAAGGGAGCCGAACAAAAGGCGUGUAAAACCGUCCGAACAAGCCUGUAUUUUGGAUUUCGACGAGGAAUCAUCCGAUGAUUCGGACUUUCGUAUCGAAGAUCAUCCCGAACACUCCGAUGAUGACGAUUCGUUGGAUUCAGAGGGUAACCAUGGCAACGAGAGUGAAUCAGACGAAUCCGAAGAAGAGUCUGACAUAGAUGAGUUAAAACAACUGACCAACAAUCUUGCGAACAGUAAUGGUUACUCGAUAGCAGAUGUCUUGAGCCAGGCAGCCUCCCAGUCUGGUAAAAGUAGCAAAUUGACGGAGAAAGACGCGCAAAUUUUGAUUUGUUGCGGCUGUUUGGGAGAUCAGAGCGAUGGUGUUAACGAAAUCGUCGAAUGUGACAGCUGUGGGGUAACCGUACACGAAGCUUGCUACGGAGUCUCCGACUCGAACAGCUUGGCUUCCACUGACUCCCUCUCCCCGACGGCGCCUUGGUUCUGCGAGUCGUGCAAAGCGGGCGUCAUGCAGCCCACCUGCGAGCUGUGUCCCAAUUCCGGCGGCAUUUUCAAGGAAACCGACGUGGGCAAGUGGGUGCAUCUCAUUUGCGCCCUCUACGUGCCCGGCGUGGCGUUCGGCGAGGUGGACAAGCUCACCAGCGUCACCUUGUUCGAGAUGCAGUACAGCAAGUGGGGCGCCAAGACGUGCAGUUUGUGCACCGACGAUCGGUUUGCGAGGACCGGCGUUUGCAUAGGCUGCGACGCGGGCAUGUGCCGCACGUACUUUCACGUGACGUGCGCCCAACGCGAAGGCUUCCUCUCCGAAGCCCACUCGGAGGAAGUCGACCAAGCCGACCCCUUCUACGCCCAUUGCAAACUGCACUCCGACAAAACGCUGGUGAAAAGGCGCAAGAGAAACUACAUGGCGCUGCAGCUGAGAACGCACCUGCGGAAGGUGCAGUUCGACAAGGAGGGUCACAGCGAGACGCCCGAGCAGGUGAGGAUACAAAGGAAGCUGAGGAAGCAGAAGGAGCAUUACCUGGGACACAAGGCUCUGAAGCAGGCGCCUUGGGUACCGACGCAAAAGAUGCCCAGGUUGCUCACUACCAGCGCUUCUGCGGUCAAAAAGCUGAUGAUGAAGGCGCAAAUUAUGGGCAUCGACACCAUGGUGUUGGAGAUGCAGGAAUCGCAGGCCAUUGCUUUGGUGGACGUGAGGAAAAAGUGGCACAUUUCGCCGGCUUUUACGGUGGAGUUUAUCGCCUAUUAUUUGGAUAGAAACGAUAGGCUGAAGGAAAUGAAGAACUCCUUGGAAGAUUUUAUGGCAACUAAUCGGGAUCUUCUCGACGAGCAGCAACUGCUGCGCGCGAAGUACGACGAGCUGCUCAAAAAAAGCGCGGAAAACUCUACGAAAAACACGGAACUGAAGCAGAUCGUGCACAAGUACCAUUCGGCCAUACUGAGCGCCUGCCCCACGAAAAACCUGCCCAACAUCGACGAGCUGGGCAAGCCGCCGGUGGCGCGCGUGCCCACGCAGCCGAUGAUGGUGCCGACGGCGGCCGCCCUGAAAAUGGGCGUCGGCUUUCCCCUGAAGAACAUCCCGAUCGGCAGGAACGACAGGAUCUUGAGCAGCCACGCCAACAAGCAGCAUCAAGAUCCUCUGUUACUCAACGAAUGCGGCAUAUGCAGGCAAAGAAAGGACCAACAUUUGUUGGCCAAAUGCGACACCUGCCACCUGUACUAUCACUUGUACUGUUUAAACCCGCCGUUGAGUAGGUUACCGAAAAAAUCCAAACUGUACGGCUGGCAGUGUUCCGAGUGCGACAAAACUUCGGAUUCGGAGACGGAGGAGGUUAAAACUCCGCGGAGGAGUAGAAACAGGUUUUCCCGCGAUUUGGAUUCCAACACCUCCACGCCAAAGUUGAAGAUAAAACCGUUGGAUACUUUGGAGGUGUACGAUUUGAGUCCAGAUCAAAGUAAGACGUUGAACAAGACAAAUGAAAGUUUUGGGCUUGAUGAAUCGUCGGAAUUUACGAGUACGGAUCUGCAGGUUAUUUUGGAGAAAAACGGCACGGAGCCGCAUAAAAGCAGCAAAAAACGUAGGAGAGAAAAACAUAGGAAUCGAUAUUCUCCUGAUCUGGGCUUCUCUAGCAAGGAACACAAAAGGAAACGCAAGAAGAAAUCGUUGGAUUUGGAUGAGCCAAUUCCUCAUCCCAGAAUAACGAUCAAAAUUAAACCCAUACCCCUCCCAGCGGGGGAGGUGGCGUCAGAAUCUAACCCCCAAUGUUUUUACGUCCCAAACGAGAACAACGACAACAUCCCCCAUUUCCCCGUCGUAAACGUCAAAUCCCCGCGCCUGUCCCCCAAAAAGAUCCAGGAGAAGCGCAGGUCGGCCCCCAAAAGCCCCCCCAAAGGGUUGGACCCCCUGGCGGUGAGUUUCGGCAUCACGUGCGACGUGUGCCGGCUGGAGGGGGCCGCCAACUUGACGGUCAGGUGCGACGACUGUCAGAAAUCUUACCACUUCACUUGCCUGGAGCCGCCGUUGAAGAAGACGCCCAAAAAGAGGGGGUACAGCUGGCACUGCGCGGAUUGCGACCCCACGGGGUCGGAGUAGGAACGUAAAAGGUACGUUUUUUUUAGGUUAAGUUAAGUGUUGAAAAGUCAUUCAAUAAAAUGCGAUGUGAGGCGA
Messenger RNA from Brassicogethes aeneus, 2984 nucleotides. The record is from the annotation of a GenBank genome assembly. Lineage: Eukaryota; Metazoa; Arthropoda; Insecta; Coleoptera; Nitidulidae.